AUGAAUCUCUUGAAUUCCCAAUACCAAAAACACUACUCACCUAAAAGAGCCAAAUCCAACAAAAAGAGGCUCACUCAGGAUCAAGUAAGACUCCUAGAGGCAAGUUUCGAUUCCAACAAGAAGCUUGAACCCGAGCGCAAAUUUGUGCUUGCACGCGAACUAGGCAUCCUUCCGAGACAAAUUGCAAUAUGGUAUCAGAACAAGAGAGCUCGGUGGAAGAAUCAGAGCCUUGAGCUUGACUACAACAUGCUCCAACUAAGGCUAGAAUCUGCAUUAGCUGAAAAAAGGCAGCUUGAGAGAGACAUUGGGGUCGUUCGACAAGAGUUGCAUAAGGCUCAAGAGAUGUUUUUUGCUUUAAGCCAAGCACCUCCUUCUGUUUCUUCUUUCCCUAGCUGUUAUGAGGAGGGAGGGAGCAAUAGCUUGCAGAGAUAUAGUUUGCAUGGUGAUGUGAGUUGUUCUUGGGUGAAUGAUGAGGCUUUGCAACUUGAGGAGCUCUCUGCUUCUUGUUUCAUGGGUGCACAUGGAUCCAACUGUGUUUAA
Molecule: messenger RNA, 540 nt
Organism: Ilex paraguariensis (yerba mate)
Lineage: Eukaryota; Viridiplantae; Streptophyta; Magnoliopsida; Aquifoliales; Aquifoliaceae
Source: the annotation of a GenBank genome assembly